AUGAGAUUUUUCACCAUUGGGAUGGCUGUUGCUGCGUAUAGAAACUUGAGCACAAAUGGUUUUUCAAAACCCUUAUAUAUUAGCUCUUACGCCAAGUGCAAGAACAAGACAACAACAGAGAGAAAACAUCAACGUGGGCCUAGAAUUCAAUGGACAGAGGAGCAGAAGAGUGUGUUGUCUGCUGUAAAAGAGGGAAAUUGUGUGUUCAUCACAGGUUCAGCUGGGACUGGUAAAACCAAAUUGCUCACUGAGGUUGUGAAUCUACUGAGGAAAUUGCACACAAAAUCUAAGGUUUUUGUCACAGCUUCAACUGGGGUUGCAGCAUUUGCUAUAAGGGGGCAAACUUUGCACUCAUUUGCUGGUAUCCAUCCCCCAUUUGAUGUUCCUGAAAAAUUGGUGAAGGGGAUUUUGUCUAACAAGAGGGCAUCUAGGAGAUGGAAAAAGGUUAAAGCUUUAGUCGUAGAUGAAAUUGGAAUGGUAGAUGCAAGGUUGUUUGAUAACCUAGAGUUUAUUGCUAGAAAGUUGAGGGGUGUGAGUGAAACAUGGGGAGGAAUUCAGCUGGUUGUGGUUGGGGAUUUCUGUCAGUUACCACCCAUCACUUAUAAAUCCGAGGUUGUGAGCUAUGCAUUUGAAGCUGAUUGUUGGAACGAGAGCUUUGAUUUGCAGAUUGAACUUACUAGGAUCUUCAGGCAGUCUGAUCCGCGGUUUAUUGAGUUGCUUCAGCGCAUAAGGAUGGGGGAGAGUGAUCACAGCGACUUAUUAUUCCUCGAGAAGUAUUGCUCGAAGAGUGAGAUUGAUCCCUCUGCAGUGCAGCUCUUCCCAAGGAAAAACAAGGUGAUGGAAGUGAAUGAGAAGAAGCUUAGAAGCUUGCAAAAGGAUAUUAUUGUUUAUAGAGCUGUUGAUAAUGGUGAGGAACCUUGGAAGAGCCAGCUCAAGCAUGGAAUAGCACCUGAUGAACUCUCCAUUUGUGUAGGUGCAAGAGUUAUGUUGGUCAAGAACUUGCAUACUUGGAAAGGAUUGGUGAAUGGCGCGACCGGUACUGUUGUAGAAUUAAAGGUAGGGGAUUUUGAUGGCCUAUGCUCUGAUAACCUUCUGCCAGUAGUCAAAUUUGACAAAGGGAAAGAAUUUUUGAUUGGACCAGAAGAGUGGCAUGUAAUGGAUGGAGAUGUUGUUGUUGCUUGUAGGAAGCAGAUACCACUUAGCUUGGCAUGGGCUAUGAGCAUUCACAAGUGCCAGGGAAUGACUAUUGACAAAGCUUACAUUGAUUUGAAAGGAACAUUUGCCCCUGGAAUGGUUUAUGCAGCAAUUUCUCGUGUUACAAGCUUGGAAGGUCUUCAUAUAUCUGGUUUUUCGCCCUCAGAUAUUCAAGUAGACCGUAAGGUUUCAAAGUUCUAUAGAGAUUCGGCUUUGCAACGUAAUAGCAAAGAUCUAGACAAUAGUUGCAUUGAGAGAAAUGAUGGCUCUAGUAGCAUAACUGGUGAUUCAAAAAAAGCAAGCACUUCUGAAACCAAGUACUAUUUUUCACUUGCUGAUUUCUUAGCUAAACGCAUGAAAAGGUCAUGA
Molecule: messenger RNA, 1563 nt
Organism: Gastrolobium bilobum
Lineage: Eukaryota; Viridiplantae; Streptophyta; Magnoliopsida; Fabales; Fabaceae
Product: ATP-dependent DNA helicase PIF1-like
Exons: 1
Coding region: 1-1563 (520 amino acids)
Biological process (GO): DNA repair; telomere maintenance
Molecular function (GO): DNA helicase activity
Source: RefSeq, a predicted model, not a curated record